UAUUCAAUAAAUUUCUGCCCAAAAAGAAAUCUAAGCAGAGAAAGAGAUUAACAAGAGUUCAAAAAGGAAACAUAUCACCGGUCGGUUAGGGUAAACAAAAACCUAAAAGAAGAUGUCGGGUAUGGGAGACGGGUACGUGGGCACGGCCCAAGACGCCGUAAGAAUCCGCCGGCUAGAGAAGCAACGAGAAGCUGAGCGUCGCAAAAUCCAAGAGCUCAAAACAAAGUCUGCCUCCGAUAAGGGCCAGCCCGGUCUCCUCCAAUUCGGGUCAAGUACCUCCGAGAUUCUCGAGACUGCCUUUAAGAAGGAAACCGUAGGGUUAGUUACAAGAGAACAAUAUGUUGAGAAGAGAGUUAAUAUUCAGACUAAAUUUGAAGAGGAAGAGAAGGAGAAGCUUUUAAAAUUGCGGCAAGAGGAGGAGGAACUCCAGUUAGCGAAGCGCAAAAAGAGGAAAAUUAAGGGAAAUUCUCGGUUAUCUUUUUCUGAGGACUUUGAAGAUGGAAGUGACGAAGAGGAUGGUGAAAAUCGGAGUACAGAGAUUCGCGGAAAAUUUGGCAAAGAUCCCACAGUAGAAACAAGCUUUUUGCCGGACAGUGGGCGAGAAGCAGAGGAGGAAGCUGAGCGUGAAAGGUUGCGUAAACAGUGGCUUCGUGAACAGGAGCAGAUUCGAAAUGAGCCCCUGCAAAUUACUUACAGCUACUGGGAUGGAGCUGGCCAUAGAAGAGUGCUCCAGGUUCGUAAAGGUGAUGCCAUAGGAGAAUUUCUUCGUGCAGUUCAGCAACAACUUGCUCCUGAGUUUAGAGAAAUUAGAACCACGUCUGUGGAGAAUUUACUUUAUGUAAAGGAAGAUCUCAUCAUUCCUCACCAACACAGCUUUUAUGAGCUUAUUGUUAACAAGGCUAGGGGCAAAAGUGGACCGCUUUUUCACUUUGAUGUGCACGAGGAUGUCCGGACUACUGCUGAUGCUACAAUAGAAAAGGAUGAGUCUCAUGCUGGUAAAGUUGUUGAGAGGCAUUGGUAUGAGAAGAACAAACACAUUUUCCCUGCUUCAAGAUGGGAGAUAUAUGACCCGACAAGGAAGUGGGAGCGUUACACCAUCCACGGCGAUUAAGCUGGUAGCCAGAUGCAUUCACCUUUCUUCCACCUUUUGGUUUGUGUUUGCAAUUUUUUGCUGAACAGAAAUAUGGUUACUUCGUGUUAAUGGUAGUCGACGAAUUUUUAUUAUAAGCCACAACUCGUGAAUUUGGUGCAUUUGUAUUUUUAGUUUUUAUUUUAGACACAUUCUAUUUGUUUGGCUUCAUGUAUUCAUCAUGAAUCAUAGCUCCGCUGACUAUUUUUAA
Mercurialis annua (annual mercury) is the source of this 1340-nucleotide messenger RNA. Its product is annotated as protein XAP5 CIRCADIAN TIMEKEEPER. Gene Ontology annotation, cellular component: nucleus. The record is from RefSeq and is a predicted model, not a curated record. NCBI's taxonomy places the organism in Eukaryota, Viridiplantae, Streptophyta, Magnoliopsida, Malpighiales, Euphorbiaceae. The transcript has 12 exons. Bases 113 to 1111 code for a protein of 332 amino acids. Gene Ontology annotation, biological process: chromatin organization.